GUGGAGUUGUCGUCUCUAGACUUUCUCCUCCACACCAAAGCGCUCCUCUCCACCAUCAGCUAUCUGAACACAGCCGUACCCCAGGAGCUGACAGCCUCCAAGGACAGAGAGGCCAAGAAACAGGUGGAGAAGGCUGGACAGGGGAAGACAGUGUCGAAAGGACCAAAAAACAGCAAUGUGUUCAACUUCAAACUGUCUGCUAAACUGGGUUCAUUCCGUGUGGAGGUGUGUGAUGACCGGCGGAACAUCGCUGACAUCACAAUACAAGGUAUUGAUGGGUCGGUGCUGGUCCAGGCCAAAGAGACAGUGGUGUUCGCCAGGCUCAGGGACAUAGUGGUGCUGGAUGUCGACCCCAAAACCAUCCACAAAAAGGCCGUCUCCAUGGUGGCCGAGGAGGUGUUCAGCUUUCAGAUGUCCCUGUAUCCCAACGCUACGGAGGGAGAAGGUUACUCAGACACCUCCAAGGUGGACGGGAAGGUUACCAUGAGGCUGGGCUGCAUCCAGAUCGUCUAUCUGCACAAGUUCCUCAUGUCUCUACUGGUGAGGAGAACCUCAGGGAUGGGUAUCGAGAGCUGGGCUCAAUUCCAUUAUCAAUUCCAGAUCAAUUCAGGAAGUACACAGAAAUUCCAAUGA
Messenger RNA from Oncorhynchus nerka (sockeye salmon), 633 nucleotides. Its product is annotated as intermembrane lipid transfer protein VPS13C-like. Gene Ontology annotation, cellular component: extrinsic component of membrane. Gene Ontology annotation, biological process: mitochondrion organization; protein retention in Golgi apparatus; protein targeting to vacuole. NCBI's taxonomy places the organism in Eukaryota, Metazoa, Chordata, Actinopteri, Salmoniformes, Salmonidae. The annotation marks the transcript as partial. The record is from RefSeq and is a predicted model, not a curated record. The transcript is spliced from 4 exons.